GAAACAACGCCCUUGUAUUUCGUACAACUUGGAGUAAAUAUUUCAAGGCCUGGCAAUGCCGACGAUUGCCAAUUUUUACAAUGGAGGUGGAUAGCGACUCAGGGUCGCGCCGGCUGGCUCUAAUAAGAGCUGUAAGAACCCUCGACGAAGAUGGAUCAAUUGCGCUGCCCGAUAAAAUCCAAAGGCUCUGGCUGUUACUUUCGGAAACUAAGGCUACGAGAUUUCAUGGUGUCGAAGAGAAUAUACUACGAUGGUUAUUCAAGCAUAUGAGCGGCAACACUGAGAAUGCUGAACAAGUUCGACGCUAUCCUCUCACUUGGACGAUUCUGAGCCACAUCUUCCCCAAGAUUCCGUCGCAGACUUUGGGGAGGUCGCUAGCUUCCCUCCGCUUCGUUUCUGUUCUUCGUCAGACGAUAGGCGACAUUACUACUGCCCGACGGAAGUCUCCUUCAUCCCCGAGCCAGACGAAUGGGGUUGCCUCAGAGAAAAAGAAGAAAAGAAAGAGAGAGACUGGGUUUCCCUCAGAUAUCGAGGAACUUCGUACCCCUGAAAGCUGUAUCAAGUCGGCGAGUGAACUCUUCAGGGCACUGAACAGUCUUCUUAAUCAAGGAAACCAUCGGACAGGGCUUAGCGCCCCAGAACAAAAAGUAGGGGCCGAACAUAUUAAAUCACUUUUCUCUUCGUCUAAUGACGAGACUAGAGAUAUUGCUGCAGGCCUACUUUUAACUUGUGAUCGCUCGUUAAGCAUUCUUGAACAAGGCAUUUCUCGAGAACAAGAAUCAUGGAUUGGGAUCAUCGCUACUUUAUGGAACCUUCGCCUCCACAACAAAGAUGACUCUCUCGAGUUUGCUAGGCAUAUGUAUGUGCCGGCCUGUUUUAUUUUGGCAAGGUUGCGUGGUCUUACCGGAGUUGCGCCAGUAACGGUAGCUAGCAAUACUGCUAAAAACCUUUGGGUUCGACAGCUCGAACAAUUCUUAGGCGCAUAUUUCAUCCGUCCAGCAAGGCACACGUUUGUACCAGGCGAGAAUAUCGAGGCCUUGGAGAUCGCACUAGGACUCUCAAAGAGGAAUCUAGGCGGAUCAGCUAUUAUUACAUGGGAUGUUGCAGCAAGAACCCCUCGCGACUCGAGUAACCCAAAAUCCAAGACUGAGCAUUUAUUGUGGGCUCAAAAUGUUUUCGAAAUCUUCCUUAACGCGAUACAGCCCUUGGAAUCCCUAGUUCGAAAUCAAGUCAUCAUUCAGAUGCUAGAAACGGCAACCCAGACUAACUCGGUUCCAAACACGGCAGCUCUCCGUUCGGUGUGUCGAGAAUAUGCCUUGAGGCCAAACGAAAUCGAUUGGAAUCUAGUUUCUAAAGUUGUUGCUUGUGACGCCGACGUGUUCCUAAUGGAUCAGACUCUGAUGGAAGAUAUUCUCGGCAAAAUAAGCUCCUAUUCGAGUUAUGAUUCCAUUACGAAGGAGACUAUUGUAACUAAGAUCAUCCUCCCUUUGGAAGACGCCUUCGCAAGGACGCGCAACCUUUCGGGCUUCAUUGAAAAAUGGCACGGCUGUCUUAACGAGAGUGAUACGGAUUCUCUGGAUCAAAGUAUAUGGUUUGAUAUCAAAAUUCGACAACGGCUUGCUAGCAUUUUACAGAGUUCGUUGACAAGCACGCAACUACUACGUAUAUUAGAACGCCUAGAUUCACCAGAUGCUAUUAUUGGAUCGGUCUUGGUCGUCCUUGAUGGUAUCUCUGCGGGAAUCACCGAGGAAGAUUUUAUCAACAACGCCGAUUCCAAGAUUUUCUCCGCAGCUUUCAAGGACAAGUCGUAUAAAAAUCUCUCAUCUUCUGUAUUGUCGUUAAGAUGGCGCAUUGCCGGCCGGCUAGCUUCGUGGGAAACAUCCGAUGAAGUUCGUCGACUCUGGUCUGAGUUAAAACCAACUCUUAAACAUGUCCUCAAGAAGUCUGCUCUAUCUAAUCCUGAGACUUUCGAAGCAUUUACUUGUUGUCAUAAGUUAUGGCUAGCGAAUUACCCCGGCGGUAAACGCGAGGCAGACCUAGCCAAAUUAAUGGGUUCAUUCCUCGAAAGACUUUCUUCGAAAAUAAAAACUAAAGAGGAUAUUUCUGUGUACGAGCCCUAUUUAAAUUAUAUCUUUCGCCACCUACCAAAGCUUGCAGAGUUUUCCAAACAAGAAACGGGCGACCUCAGAGAUCUCAUCACGAACCUAUUUUGGCAUGUCGGGAAACAAUCUGCGACUGGGGCUAAUACACAACUGGAUGACACCAUACGAUCGCUUUUACGCAACGUAGAUGGCGAGGAUGAUGAAGCGUUUGUUGACGCACUCAUAUCACAACCUCUCGAUGCUCUUGAUAGCGCCGAGGCUCAAUCAGGCUGGACGCAACCACAGAGCCUCUCGUUGCUGUUGAUCCUUCUAGAAUUCCCACGAGACGCUUUCACAAAAGGACGUCGUAAACGCAUCAUGUCUUCCUGGAAGACAUGGAGAUCCGCAAUUAUCAGUCACGCAUCGCAGGAUUCCCAUUUUGCGGUAGUUAUGCUCCGGUUGCUAAUUAAAGUAAUGCAACAGCCGACAUUUUACGAAGAUAUGGAAUUUGAUGACCUCGUUUACAUCUCCAACAACUUACCAAUCAAAGAUAAUAAGACACUCGCUUUAAUUGAGAAAUUUAUCGACCUAACGCUGAGGCAAAUGGUUGCUAGCACCGAAGGUCAUUCACAAGCCUACCUGGAUGAUGCUUGGAAAUUUGCGGAGAGUAUCACGCCAGAUAAACCGGGAUUCACAGAUGCUCAAAUGCUCUUAGUGAAAGGCCUAUUUUCUGCGCUGGAUAAGUGCAAGUCACAUGGCUCCACUAUCAGCUUGGAGUCAAUGGCAACGAAACUAUCAGGCAUGAUAGUAACCAGCUUAUCCUUGAUCGGGGGGAAAUAUGAGAGGGCAAAGGCAGCUACUGGGGAUGAGUCGAUACUGCUUCGGCUUUCUAUUGCAUUGAGCGGAGCCGCAUCUCUUGCCGAAGCCAGCGAACCAAAAACAAUUGAACUCUCAAAGGAGACAACGGAGCAGCUAGAGAGUAUAAGCACAUCAUUGAUAUCGAGCAAUUUCGAGAUUGGUUGGAAGUUACGGACAUGCCUCUUCAGACACAAUCCCGACAUAUACGAUACGACAGAUUUAUUCGCAUUGCUGGACCAAACGUCGGAAACAAUUGAUGAAGGCUUAGUGUACGGCUUGGUGGAUGCUUUCGUUGGACAAGGAGAGGUUAGAGAAGAUGUUACAGGUGAUAAGGUGCUUGGCGAACUAGUUGCUAGUGGCAAGCUGACUGCCGGACCUAUCGGACGUCUACUAGCUAUCAGAAGGCUUGUUGAAGUGCAGCAAGGACCUUUUACCCCAAAUGGUGUCGGUAAGAAUCGAGACAUCCUUGACCUUGGCGUCGUACACGAACGACUCGCGUCUCUACUAAGUCAGGUGGAAUCGCCCCGCCAUUUCAGACAAUUGGCAGAAAUCUUGGUAUUGCUACUUGAUAAACAUGCCAACUCGAUGACCCAAAUCAACGUGGAGACAACUCUGAGUAGCGUCGUUCACGUGUGUUCGCAAAAUGGUCCUAAGCUCCACGGCCCUAAAGUAGCUGGCGAGAUCUACGACAAGUUAUACAAGCUCGUGGCUCUUGUCCUUAAGAGACAUCGGCUUCGGUUAAGAGGGCAUUUCCCAAUCCUACUUGCCGCGCUGCGAGCACUUCUCAGUACCCUGCUUUCCGAUCCUACUUCAACCAGAAGCAUAUCAUCCUUGCAAGCACGUCCGCCAUGGCUCGAAUUACGUCUAAAAGGGAGACAUGCAGAGCGAUUUACUCGCCUUCUGACAUUAAUAUGUGAGCCUAGCGCGGCAUCUGUAGCCCGUACGAGGUCGAGCGAGCUAGAUUCCGCCACGGAUGUCGCCAAGCGAGCCGCGGGGCAGGACAUGUUCACCGUCUUGGAGCUGUACAUCAAGUUGCAACUCGAGAUGACCAUCCCUCGCGACGUCAGAAAGGCACUUGAGCUUGGCGUCUACUCGAUCCUCGAUAUCACGCCUCAGGGAUGCAGGAGGGUGCUGAACGAAUCGUUGGAUGCGAAUGGACGAGCCAUAUUUAGAGAGAUGUUCGCGGAUUACAAGAAAUUUGGGAAGUGGUCUGGUGUUUAACUGGGUCUUGUUGCUACAUAUAGAUGCUUAGGAGAUAUAUACCCUGUUGCCCCUUUUGCCCUUGUUCAUAUCCACGUGUCGGAGUAUAGAAGAGAAUUUGGAAUAUUCGUGAGUCGCGUGCGUGAGUGGAGAAAGACUACUACGGUAGUAACUAUACGAGC
Molecule: messenger RNA, 4321 nt
Organism: Annulohypoxylon maeteangense
Lineage: Eukaryota; Fungi; Ascomycota; Sordariomycetes; Xylariales; Hypoxylaceae
Product: Urb2/Npa2 family-domain-containing protein
Exons: 5
Coding region: 81-4160 (1359 amino acids)
Biological process (GO): ribosome biogenesis
Cellular component (GO): nucleolus
Source: RefSeq, a predicted model, not a curated record